Messenger RNA from Oldenlandia corymbosa var. corymbosa, 1020 nucleotides. NCBI's taxonomy places the organism in Eukaryota, Viridiplantae, Streptophyta, Magnoliopsida, Gentianales, Rubiaceae. The record is from the annotation of a GenBank genome assembly.
AUGGACAGAGAGAAUGAAAACACUUUCCAGAUCAGGACAGUGAAUACCAAGCACAGCUGCGGAAGAGUGUGGAGUACCAGAAACGUAAAUUCCAACAUAAUUUCUGACUGGUACGUAGCAGGUUUUGCUGCUGAUCCCAAUAUCAGUGUCUGGAAUGCAAAGAGAAAGGCUUUGGAAAAGGUUCGGGGAAAGAUUACUGAACAGUAUGCUGAAUUAGAGAGCUACAUUGCUGAGGUUAAAAGGUCUAAUUCUGGGACAUCCAUUGAAUUGAUAUGUGAGGAUGAUGAACCUGAUAGGCUCAAGAGAUUAGAGACUUACAAGGAGCAUGCUGCAGCUUUUAGUUGUAAUUAUGCUGGUGAUGGGAAAUAUGAGGGAAAUCCUCCUAAACCCGAAAAGAUGCGUAGGCCUCCAAAGCCUAAGAACAACCCAGCAACUAUUGGAACCACAUUAGAAAAGCGGAGAGAGAUGGUGAAGGCAAUUGAAGAACGGCAGCGUCGGGCACUGAGUGAAGCAUCUCUGAAUUUAACUUGGACUCAUGAAAUAGAACAGUCUCUGGAAGAGGAGCACCCUCGUAGUAAUCAUAGUGGUGAUAAUGCUCAGUUUGAAGAGGCGAUAAGCACACCAAAUGCACCUCCUGGAAGUCAGGAAGGGGAUGAUAUUGAUUACUGGCACCGAGAAUGGGUACAUGAUGCUGAUGAUUGUCCCCAAAAUUUUGUAAAAUGUGACUACUGUCCUCAGUUUGGUCACACCAAAGAGGACUGCCCAGAAUUUGGGCUAGAUAUUCAAAGGGAGAAGAAUAAGGCUGAGGAAAGUACAAAGAUCUUCACUACUGCCUUAGAUGAAAUCAUCAACACCCCUGUUGCACCAAAGGUGAAGCAAAGAGUUGAUUCUUUCACACCAGCAAUUUCCACUCGUGCGAAAAGAAAAUGGUGGAGAUCUGAAAGUAAAGAACCAAUUCUGGGGGAUGAUAUUGAGAGAAAGAAGGCAUCUAAGACUCUUUUAGCCUCAAAUCCAAAAUGA